Oppiella nova is the source of this 421-nucleotide messenger RNA. The record is from the annotation of a GenBank genome assembly. Lineage: Eukaryota; Metazoa; Arthropoda; Arachnida; Sarcoptiformes; Oppiidae.
AAAACACGAGUUGCAAACAUUGUUCCGGUCUUUUUGAUGGCGACAAUGAGGCCGACAUAUUCCCCGAUAAGUUUAAUCGCGAGUAUCUCGAAGUUUUUCUCUCAGAUAUCCCGAACGCUUAUUGUUCCAAAGGUGGUGGACCUGCCUAUGGAUCAGCUGUUAAUUGGCACUGGAAUAACAGUACAACUAAGGAUAUAAUUCUCAUUAAGGCUUCGUCUUUCAAUACAUAUCAUACAGUGUUAAAGAAUUCUCAUGAUUUCAUAUCUGCCCUCAAAAACGCCAGAAUCUUAGCCCAGAGUUUGACUCAAUCCAUAAACGCUGAUAAUAAAGAGGGCGAUCAAUACGUGGAAGUGUUUCCUUACAGCAUAUUCUAUGUGUUUUACGAACAAUACCUGUCCAUCUGGAGGGACACAAUCAUCAA